AAAUUUCUGUUUGUUGUCAGUUGUGAUAGUUGUUCGUGAAUUAUUUUUAUCGAUUGUAUACAUAACAUCAUUCUGCUUCAAAUAGAAAGCAAUUUGGCUUCAAAAUAUUUUCGCAAUGUAUUUUAAUAGAUGGAUUUUUUGCUGAUUCUAUCGCAAAAUUGUACGAGAUGAAGAUGCAGUGGUUUGCCAUAAUGAUGUGCUUGUAUGCGGGGGUAGCAAGUGCAAGGACGGAAGAAGACCAACAAACAUCUUCAUCGACUGCUAUUACUGGAAUAUCUGGAGGUCUUUUAGAACAGUGUUUCUACAAGCCUCCUAGUGAAUGUCCUAAUGUUAAAACAACUGGAUGUUUGUGUGAAAAGAUUGUUCUUGUUCACAAUAAUCCUGAAGGAAAUGCAGUACUUUGUUGUAAUUUGGACAUGCAAAAUUUUGAAUCUGAACUUUCUUGUGCAGGAUUUCCAUCAAAUAUAUCUUAUAUACAUAUAAGAAAUGCAACACUAGAUGUAUUUGAUGUAAGUGAAGUUCGAUGGAGAAGAUUAAAAUCACUUGCAAUUACUGAUGGAAGAAUUAAUCGAGUGAAAGGACAAUUCCGAAUGAUGACACCAACGGUAUGUUUAAAUCUUUCAAAUAAUGCUCUUAUUGAAGUAGAAAACAAUUCUCUCACUCGAUUAGCUCAACUUACUACUUUGGAUUUAUCUUACAAUAAUCUUACACAUUUACCGGCUCUAAAUACAAUGAAUGGUCGUGAAUUUUGGCUUGAUAUUUCAGGAACAAAUACACUCUGGUGUCAUGAUAUCUAUCAAUACAUUAAUAAAACAGGAGAAAAGCAAAUAAAUUUUAAUCGUGAAAAUGAAACUGUAUGUUCAGCUAGUAAGACUUGGCAUUGGUUCAAUACUACAGAACAAGUACCUUUGAAACAAGUUCGAUAUCUAAGUUUGUUGCAAACAGAAUGUCCUAAAGGAGAUACUUGGCAGUGUCAAUGUAAUUUUAGAAGAUUAGAUAUUGUUGAAGGUAAACCACCGACUUUGGCGGUGAAUGUAGAUUGCAGCGGAAUUCAAAUCACUGAAUUACCCGAGAAAUUACCUCGCAAUACUAUAGCACUGAAUGUAUCAUACAAUAACAUUACUGCAUUAGAUGAUCUCAGUACCAAUCCAUGUUACGAAGAUAUACGAGAAUUUUAUGCAGACUACAAUAAUAUAUCAUCAAUAAAUAAACUGGAAGGUUCAAAAUUUUUAGACAAUUAUGCUUUCCUUAGUCUGCGAUACAACAAAAUUAAAUCUCUUCCAACAUACAUUUUGAGCCCUAAUACUCACGACAAAAGUUUUAUUAGCUCCCGUUUCGUCAAAUUAGGAGGAAACGAACUACACUGUGAUUGUAAUACAGCUAAGUAUUUAAAGGUAUGGUUACAAACUCGCAUAUUAGAUUCAGAUGAAGUGCUGUGCGAAAAUGUGAAGGAAAAGGUUAUCGAUUUAGAACCUUCAAAAAUGUGUGUUUACCCGGGUGAUUGGACAGAUUAUAUUUAUUAUAUAAUUGCUACGGAAGUCGUACUUUUAAUAAGUCUGAUAGCUAAAGUAUCUUACGAUUACUGGAUCUUUAAAACAGCAGGAUAUCUUCCAUGGCCAGCAAAUAAAAUGCCAAAAUUACCCUGUGAUUGGUUAUGUGAGACUUAAUACGUUUGUUUUCCAUGUUCAAUUUGCGAUACAUAAUUUAUUAACUUUGUCCAAAAUAAAUUUUGGUAGUACUUUUAUAAAAUUAAGAAUUUUUUGAAUUUUUAUAUUUUAUUAAAUACGUAUGUUUUUUCAAAUGUUUUCAUACAUGUACAUAAAUUCGUAUACGUACAAACAUAUCAUGAAAAUUUGUAAUCAAACAGAUAUGUAUAUUUAAACAGUAAAUGCAUUGCAUAUAGUUGAAUAGUACUAUUUUGUAUAUUUAGACGACAACUCAGUUAAAUGUAUAUAUUUGGAAGACUAAUAAAAUGUUAUAAUGAC
Molecule: messenger RNA, 1985 nt
Organism: Megachile rotundata (alfalfa leafcutting bee)
Lineage: Eukaryota; Metazoa; Arthropoda; Insecta; Hymenoptera; Megachilidae
Gene: hfw
Product: leucine-rich repeat domain-containing protein hfw
Cellular component (GO): plasma membrane
Molecular function (GO): protein binding
Source: RefSeq, a predicted model, not a curated record